AUGGACCGUAGUGACCUCGUCUGCAUGCUGAUGCAACAGCAUAUGAACCUGCAGUACCAAGUCCAUCAGCACCUCUCUGAAAGACGUAGAAGACGAAGACAGCAGAAGAGGAGGGUUGUCCGGAACAUAUGGGUUCGUGAGUGGAUUGCCAGGAGACCUCUGCUUGGGCUGUACGAUCGUCUCAUGGUGGAGCUCCGCAAUGAAGAUCCAAGAGCCUUCCAGAACUUCAUGAGAAUGCCACCUGCCAUGUUCGACGAAGUUGUGGAGAGACUAACACCAGCCCUUGAAAAGAAGACAACCAAGUGGCGAGAACCCCUUGAGCCAGGCCUGAAGGUUGCCCUCACCCUCAGGCACCUUGCUUCUGGCGCCAAGUACCGGGAGAUGCAGUAUGGUUGGAGGGUGCCUCACAACACCAUCUGUAUAGUGGUGCGUGAGGUGUGUGAGGCCAUCGUCGAAGAGUUCCAUGACGAGCUACUCAAGCCACCACAGAACGCUGCAGAGUGGCGUACGGUCACCAGCGAUUGGAUGAGUAGGUGGAACUUUCCACAUGUCAUCGGUGCCAUAGACGGCAAGCACAUUGCCUGUAAAGCUCCUGCCAACAGUGGAUCCGACUACUACAACUACAAGGGCUUCUUCAGCAUCAUCCUCCUGGCAGUCGUCACAUCUGACUACAAGUUCAUGUGGAUAGACGUCAGCGGCAAGGGUUCAACAUCUGAUGCCCACAUCUACAACUCAAGUUCUUUGAAAGAGGCUCUCGAGAAGAACGACUUGGUUGGAUUCCCGCAGCCUGAUCCUCUCCCAGGUGACACAGAGGAUGUCCCUUAUUUUCUGGUCGGAGAUGACGCCUUCGCCCUCCGGACCUUCAUGAUGAAACCGUACGGUAACAGGGACAUGACCAGGAAGCAGAGGAUCUUCAACUAUAGACUCUCGCGAGCCAGAAGGGUGGUUGAGAAUUCGUUUGGCAUACUUGCUAAUCGAUUUCAACUUCUCCUGACCACCAUGUUGCACGAACCUGACACUGUGAGGCUCCUGGUCAAGACGUGUAUAAUCCUCCACAACCUGAUGAGAAUACGGUACCCAGUGAUGCAGAACCGACUGGUGGAUGUGGAGCAACAAGAUGGACAACUGGUGCCCGGUGCCUGGCGUUUAGGCAAGAACCUUGCAGACACGAGACCCGACAGACUACCAGGGAACAAUAGAGACUUCAGACAAGCCAAGGCUCAGAGGAACCUCAUCAUGGAAUGGAAACCAAAGCUCACCCCUCUCACACGCCUCUCCACUCCACCUGGUGGCCACACCACUCUCACACAGGCCACAGGUGCUCACAGGCAUCUUCAAGAGUAA
Eriocheir sinensis (Chinese mitten crab) is the source of this 1344-nucleotide messenger RNA. Its product is annotated as putative nuclease HARBI1. The record is from RefSeq and is a predicted model, not a curated record. The transcript is spliced from 2 exons. NCBI's taxonomy places the organism in Eukaryota, Metazoa, Arthropoda, Malacostraca, Decapoda, Varunidae. Bases 1 to 1344 code for a protein of 447 amino acids.